AAAUUAGUACAAGUUAGGCUGCGGAGAGGAGGUUGCAGACAAGCUGUGUGAUUUACAGAGCUUGCUCGAAGAGAAAGAGUAGAAAUGGCAGGUCAAGCAUUUAAAAGGUUCCUUCCCCUCUUUGACCGUGUUCUGGUGGAAAAAGUUGCAGCAGAAACCAUGAUGAAAGGUGGCAUUAUGAUUCCAGAAAAGUCUCAGGGAAAAGUUUUGCAAGCAACAGUGGUAGCAGUUGGACCAGGGAGUCGAGUAAAGAAUGGAGAUGUACAGCCAGUUAGCAUAAAAGUUGGUGAAACCGUUCUACUCCCUGAAUAUGGAGGAACUAAAGUGGUUUUAGAAGAUAAGGAUUACUUCUUGUUCAGGGAUGGAGAUAUUCUUGGAAAAUACACAGAAUAGACAUUGGAUGUUGCUGUCAGUUUCAUGAACUGACUGUUCCGUGAACUAGUCUUUUUGUUCCAGUCUGUAAAUAAUUUUGUUUUGAACUUUGGUACAGUACAAUAAAAUCAACAGUAAACCUGAAAAAAAAAA
Hypanus sabinus (Atlantic stingray) is the source of this 525-nucleotide messenger RNA. Its product is annotated as 10 kDa heat shock protein, mitochondrial-like. Bases 85 to 393 code for a protein of 102 amino acids. Gene Ontology annotation, molecular function: protein folding chaperone; protein-folding chaperone binding; ATP binding. NCBI's taxonomy places the organism in Eukaryota, Metazoa, Chordata, Chondrichthyes, Myliobatiformes, Dasyatidae. The transcript has a single exon. The record is from RefSeq and is a predicted model, not a curated record. Gene Ontology annotation, cellular component: mitochondrial matrix.